This is a messenger RNA of Drosophila grimshawi, 1566 nucleotides long. RefSeq names its product ATP synthase lipid-binding protein, mitochondrial (gene ATPsynC). Lineage: Eukaryota; Metazoa; Arthropoda; Insecta; Diptera; Drosophilidae. Bases 184 to 600 code for a protein of 138 amino acids. Gene Ontology annotation, molecular function: proton transmembrane transporter activity. The transcript has 4 exons. Gene Ontology annotation, biological process: proton motive force-driven ATP synthesis; proton transmembrane transport. The record is from RefSeq and is a predicted model, not a curated record.
CAAGAAACAUUUUGCCGAUGUUAUUUGCUAAUUCCUUUAUUAAAAAAGAAGUGCAACUCCAGGGCUGAUAACUGUAACCGGCAUUGAUUUCUAAGCCCAUUUCCAAUUCACCACGGAUCAGAGCUACGUGCGCUUGCUUCAAGUUUUGUGCGAAACGCCAAUUAUUAAAAAAAUCAACUAAAAAUGUUCGUGUCGACAGUCUCUCGCAUUGCCCCCGUUGCCAGGAGCGCGCUCCUUGCCAACUCGAAGCAAUACUUGCGACCAUUGAGCAGCGCCGUCAUCAGCCAGAGCCAAACUUUGGCCGCUCAGAACACAACCCCAGUUGCAUUACUGCCACAGAUCAGGUCAUUCCAGACCUCACCAGUCACGCGUGACAUUGAUUCGGCUGCCAAAUUCAUUGGUGCUGGUGCUGCAACAGUCGGUGUCGCUGGUUCCGGUGCUGGUAUCGGAACAGUAUUCGGUUCUCUGAUCAUUGGCUAUGCCAGGAACCCAUCGUUGAAACAGCAGCUGUUCUCCUAUGCCAUUCUGGGUUUCGCCCUUUCCGAAGCUAUGGGUCUGUUCUGUCUUAUGAUGGCCUUCCUGCUGCUGUUCGCCUUCUAAAGCGCCGCCCACACCAGGACGACGCUCCUCCUCCGUUUUCUCGCUUUUGGCUUCCUUGCCAUCAACGAGAAAUCAAAGUAUAUAGCGAAGAAGAAGAAACAACCAGCAACAAACAAACAAACGGACAAACAACAUCGAUGUUCGUUUAUUCGAUUAUUAAUGAUAACAAUAAUGAUUGAUUGAUUGAUUGAUAGCCAACAAACAACAACAAGUUCAUCCUGUGUACUAUCUAAUUAUAAAAUAACAACAACAAAAACAACCAACAAAACAUAAUAUAUGUAAUUUUGUUUUUCAAAAACAUUCGUGGCCAUCGACUUAAAACAAAGAUAAAACGAAAACCAGCAAACCAAAAUCAAUGCUCAGUAGAAGAAAAACACAAUCUUUAGUUUUAAACAGCAAACGGCAAGGAAAUAUUGGAAAACAAUCGAAAAACACAAGUUGGCAGCCAGCCGGAAAGACGAAGGCAGACGCGAUUUAAACGAGAUAUUUUAAAAAUUAAAAUUAAAUUUUAAUUCACAUAUUGCAAGCUUUAGAGAUGCACAUAGCAGUAGUUAACCCCUAUACCACCCACCCACAAAACCUCCCAUAUGAGAAAGUUAAGCGUGUUCUUCAGCUCUCUCUCUCUCUCCACGCCACAACUUGCCUUGACGCACAACAUCUGAGUCGAGGCGGCAAGGAGGCACGUGCAACUUUCUUUGUGGGGAGAGCGCGGUGUGUUUGCCUCUAUGGUUUUUCUUUCUGUUCAUCUUUUGAAUUGAUGUGGCGCGUACUGAUAACAUUUCCUUAAGUUUCAAUUAGUGUUCUUUUUUGUUUUUGUAUUAACAAAUUUUUAUUGCCACUUUAAUCAUUGUCACAUAGUCGAAUAAAGUGGGGAUUCUUGCAUUGGCUAGAGCAACAGCAAAACGAAAUAAAGGUAUUUGAAUGAUUGUGAAAUAAAGGAAAAAUGAAUGUGUUAAAGAAUCAAAA